Molecule: messenger RNA, 1354 nt
Organism: Glossina fuscipes
Lineage: Eukaryota; Metazoa; Arthropoda; Insecta; Diptera; Glossinidae
Product: DDB1- and CUL4-associated factor 13
Exons: 3
Coding region: 1-1338 (445 amino acids)
Biological process (GO): maturation of SSU-rRNA from tricistronic rRNA transcript (SSU-rRNA, 5.8S rRNA, LSU-rRNA)
Cellular component (GO): nucleolus; small-subunit processome
Molecular function (GO): protein binding
Source: RefSeq, a predicted model, not a curated record
AUGAAGGUGCAAAUGAUAAGCCGUAAUCCGGAUGAUUACGUUAGAGAAACGAAUAAAGAACAUCAUCGGAUACCACGUAAUUAUGAUCCCGCUUUACAUCCUAUGGAGGCUGCCCGGGAAUAUGUAAGAGCUUUAAAUGCGACAAAACUCGAACGUGUUUUCGCAAAGCCUUUUGUAAGCAACUUAAGUGGUCAUCGUGACGGUGUUUCUUGCUUUGGCAAGCACCCAAAAAGGCUCUCGACUCUUACAAGUGGUUCCUAUGAUGGUGAAAUCCGCAUCUGGGACUUAGCUAAUCGCGAGAGUUUACGCUGUUUUGUAGCGCACGAAGGUUUCAUAAGGGGCAUCUGUUAUUCCACGAAUGGCGAAAGAUUGUUUACUGUCGGCGAUGACAAACUAAUUAAAGUGUGGAGUUCAAAUGCACCCGAUAUAAAUGAAGAUGAACAGCCCAUUAAUACAAUAUUAAGCCGGACUAUUAUUACUAGCAUUUCACACAAUCGUAAGCAAGCAGUUUUCGCUACUUGCGGCGAAGUUUGCUCUAUAUGGGAUGAAAAUCGUAACGAUCCCGUGAAAGUAUUAAAAUGGGGCGUCGAUACUCUUCAUGCCGUGGCUUUUAAUCCGGUUGAAACUUCAAUCUUGUCUUGUUGCGCUAGUGAUCGCAGUAUAAUUUUAUACGAUCAAAGAGAAUCAGUUCCUUUACGUAAAAUUAUUUUGUCUAUGAAAAGCAACAAAUUAUGCUGGAAUCCAAUGGAAGCAUUCAAUUUUACGGUGGCAAAUGAAGAUUGCAACCUUUAUACAUUUGAUACACGUCGACUACGCAAUCCUUUAAAAAUUCACUUUGAUCAUGUCGCCGCUGUUACUGAUGUUGAUUAUUCCCCUACCGGAAAAGAAUUUGUCUCCGCUAGUUAUGACAAAACGGUACGCAUUUAUAAUACGCAUUAUUCUCACUCGCGUGAUGUUUACCACACUAAACGUAUGCAGCACGUUGUGUGCGUAGCUUGGUCUCAAGAUAAUCGUUACAUAUAUUCGGGUUCCGAUGAAAUGAAUAUACGUAUAUGGAAAGCUAAAGCCUCUGAGAAAUUAGGUAUCACUCAGCCACGUGAACGCAUGAAUUUCAAUUAUCAAGAAGCGCUUAAGGAGAAAUAUGCGGCACAUCCUCAAAUCAAACGUAUUGCGCGCCAUCGUCAAGUGCCUCGACAUGUGCUCAAUAGUCAGAAGAAAAUGCGCACGACAAAAGAUAAAGAAUUACGAAAGGAAGCCAAUGUUCGUAAACACUCUAAGCCAAACUCGGUACCUUUUGUUUCCGAGAAAAGGAAAACAAUCAUAAAAGAAGAGAUUUAGAAUAAAUUAAAUAAAA